Leptopilina heterotoma is the source of this 2669-nucleotide messenger RNA. RefSeq lists its product as uncharacterized. The transcript is spliced from 2 exons. The record is from RefSeq and is a predicted model, not a curated record. Lineage: Eukaryota; Metazoa; Arthropoda; Insecta; Hymenoptera; Figitidae. Bases 137 to 2389 code for a protein of 750 amino acids.
AUUUAUUCUUCUUUGAAAUAACUGAUUCAUAGAAAUAUUGAUAAGAUUGAGCUUUUGCGUUUCAAGCAGAAAACCAAAAAUUGCAAAGUGAAAUUAUUCCAUUAGAGUUACUAAUGGAGAACGAUUAAAAUUUACAAUGUCCGAUAGAUUUAUAAAUCAAUACGAAUGGAAGGAGAGGGCGUUAAAUUUCCAAACCGAUUUAGCAAGUGGUCCACUCGCAUCGGCAAUGUGGGAUAGAUUUUACAUCGACAAUGCGACAAAUAAAGAGCAUCUUCAUAAUAAAAUCAAAAUCGCUCUAUUUGGAAAUACAGAAAACAUCUCGAAGGAACAAAAAGAAUUAAUGACUCUAAUACAAGAGAAAUUUAUCGAUAAAAGUUGUUACGGAAACACUGUUCAACUAGCAAUUGUCUACGUGUCAAUAUUAUUCGAAAGCAAAGCCGAAUAUAUUUUUCCAAUUUUUCGCAUACGAACAAAUACGGAAAAUCUUUCCGAUUUCUGUAUUAUCGAUCAUUUGGGAAGAGUGUAUAGUGAUCUCUCCAGUUAUAGGGAGACGAAUACUUGGGAUAUGUCCUAUUUAGUGCUUCCAAAAAACGGAAUUUACAAUUUAGUUGAAGGAAAGUGUGAUAUCGAAUUCUGGAAUCAAUCAGAACGGGGUUUACUUUUAUCAGUCGCUGAUCAAACGGCGACAACUGUUGGAAUUGGCAGUACGGUUGGAAUGGUAGCAGGAUUGGGUUUGUCAUUGUUUCCGCUAACAAUGCCCGUUGGGGUUGCUGUCCUAUCAACAGCAGGUUCAUUCGGAGCUGCUAGUGGAGUUUACGGAGCAGGACGUGCAAUCCACACUCUCCAGGAUCGUAAAAAUCACGAAUUGUCCAUUAGCUUUUUCGACAAGGAAGCCCGAGGUUGUUGGAUAUCGAUAGCAUCCUCAAGUGUCUCGUUCAUAUCAAUGGGAGCACAGGAAUUAAUUGCUCCAAAAUUAAUCCAAAGCGCACAAUUAGGACACAAAUGUUCUUUGGUAAUGACAGCGACCUACACAACAAUCUCCGUAGCAUCUCUAAGUGUGAACGCUGUCGGUUUCCUAAAUCUAAUUUACGACGUCGCGACAAAGGAUAAAGUCACAAAACAAGAUAUUUUGAAUCUAAUGACAACGACAUUUUUCUUCUUCCACGCGGCUAUGAAUUUUCAAACCGCCAGCAGUGUCAUCAAACGUGCCCAACAAAUGGAAUUGUCCAAACUCAAGGAACCGUUAACACCCGAGCAGCAGGAGAUUUUUGACUCCCUUCGCGAGGCUCAUUGGGAGAAUGUCGAAAUCGGCGAGAUUGAUAAACAAGAAGGCGAUCGAAAGUACAUUCGCGAACUAAAGAACAUCGAGAAUAUCGAACAAUUCUUUCAGCAAUUCAAUCUGACAAGUGAUGGCCAACUAAGAAUCAAUGGCGAGUUAACGAUCCACCAACGAGCGUUCAUACAAAUCCCCGAACAGGAACGAUUAACAAUUCUCGAGAAUUUGUCCAAGUUGAACAAAAAUCAAAUUACACUCGACGAAUUUCGUUCGCGAACCGAAACUACAAGACGAACCUAUCUAAUAACCCUCGACAGAGAACGAACCGAUUUCAAAGCCCAAAUAACCAGUGCCUUUGGCGAGAACUUCGAGAACAUUGAACUAAACGGUAGGAAGAUAUUCCUCAACAUAAAAGCCCACGAAAUCGAUCGUCUCCAUCAAGUGACCAAACAUUCCCUAAACAACGAUCCCGAUUUCAUCCUCCUAGGCAAGGAAUUCUCCUCUGAGAUGAAUGCCCAAAAUAUCACCGAAUUUUGCGCAACCUCCGAAUACGCAGUAAGACAAGUACAACGUGAAGUGAGCAAUCGCAUCAAACAAAAUCCAAAUCCAUCCCGUCCUUCUGGAAUAAAAGCAAAAGAUUACUACAAAUCGCAAAUAAUUCACGAGUUAAAAGACAAUAAUUAUCAACAACUUAAAGAAUCGUUCGAAAAUUUGAAAAACGACUGUGACGCAAUUAAUGGAAAGAUGUUUAAUAGUUUUGGAAAUUCGUACGCGGCUGCUAAUCAUUAUGACAAACAUCAAGUACUACCGGCUGUCGAUGGGAAAAAUGCGCUAACGCCAAAUCAAUAUUUUGAAAUUGCCAACGAUAUGGUGUCGCAGAAUUUCUGUGAAAUUGAAUGGACACAGGAUGGUUCGAGUUUGAAGUGUACAUUCAAGAAUGAUCAAUUAUUGGCUAUUAAAUUUGAAAAUGUCACACAAGGAGAAAGUGUUAUUGCAACGCUAAUGGAUACCAAGAAGAAUACUCCAAUUGCAAAGAAAUAUUGUUACUAUCCGAAAAAUUCAAUUGGAGCAUACUAUGUCGAUUUUCAUGAUGUUCCUGGGUUUAGUGAAUAAAAUUGAAAAUACGAAGUUUAUUAAUUUGCCAAAAGUAUUUUUUUGUACAUUCAAUAUAUUUUCAAGUCAGUAAUUUUAUACCUACUAAUUUUAUUUUAUUCCUUAAGGGAAUUAAAUAAUUGAAGUUCUCUGAAUAAUAAGAAUAAUUAUUUAAUUAAGAAUUAAGGGAAUUUUGAAGUUCUCUGAAUAAUAGGAAUAAUUAUUUCAACAAGAAUAAAGUAAAAUCGUGAAUUUUGAAAUUUAAUUUUGAAGAAGUUACAAAUGAAUGCAGAAAUUUAAU